This is a messenger RNA of Chrysochloris asiatica (Cape golden mole), 930 nucleotides long. Its product is annotated as olfactory receptor 5AK2-like. Gene Ontology annotation, biological process: sensory perception of smell; G protein-coupled receptor signaling pathway. Gene Ontology annotation, molecular function: G protein-coupled receptor activity; olfactory receptor activity; odorant binding. The record is from RefSeq and is a predicted model, not a curated record. NCBI's taxonomy places the organism in Eukaryota, Metazoa, Chordata, Mammalia, Afrosoricida, Chrysochloridae. The transcript has a single exon. The coding region runs from base 1 to 930 and encodes 309 amino acids. Gene Ontology annotation, cellular component: membrane.
AUGGAACAAGAAAACAGCACUACAGUGACUGAAUUUAUUCUCCUGGGAUUUGCUGGUCAACAUAAAUUUUGGCAUAUCCUCUUUGUAGUAUUUCUAGUGAUCUAUGUGAUCAUCUUAAUGGGUAAUAUUGGGAUGAUCCUACUGAUCAAAAUUAAUUCUGGCCUUCAUACCCCUAUGUACUUCUUCCUCCAACACCUGGCUUUUGUUGAUCUCUGUUAUUCCUCUGCUAUCACUCCCAAGAUGUUGCAGAACUUCAUUAGGACUGAAAAAUCUAUCUCAUUCAUAGGAUGUUUGGUACAAUUACUGGUCUAUGGUGCUUUUGCAACUAGUGACCUCUACCUCCUGGCUGCUAUGGCAGUGGACCGCUAUGUGGCCAUCUGUAACCCACUCCACUAUCCAGUAGUCAUGUCCCAGAGAGUCUGCAUUCAACUAUUAGCUGGUUCAUACUUCAUGGGUUUUCUAAAUGGCUCUGUAAACACAAGUUUUACCUUCUCAUUGAACUUUUGCAAAUCUAAUGCCAUCAACCACUUCUUCUGUGAUGAACCCCCAAUUCUUGCCCUUGCGUGCUCCAAUAUUUACUUUAACAUCAUGCUAUUAUCAGUCUUUGUGGGGUUUAACUUGGUGUUUACUAUAUUAGUUAUCAUCUUUUCCUAUACAUACAUCCUGUCUGCCAUCUUGAAGAUAUCUUCUACAGCUGGAAGGAAAAAAGCCUUCUCCACAUGUGCCUCUCACCUGACAGCUGUCACAAUUUUCUAUGGAGCUCUUUCUUACAUGUAUCUACACCACAGUACCACAGAGACUCAAGAGCAGGAAAAAGCAGCUUCUGUGUUCUAUGGUAUCAUGGUUCCCAUGAUAAACCCUGUGAUCUACAGCCUGAGAAACCGUGAAGUGAAAGAAGCUCUAAAAGGAAUCAGAAAGAAGUUCUUCUAG